Messenger RNA from Cynoglossus semilaevis (tongue sole), 3336 nucleotides. Its product is annotated as C-type lectin domain family 4 member C-like. Lineage: Eukaryota; Metazoa; Chordata; Actinopteri; Pleuronectiformes; Cynoglossidae. The transcript is spliced from 9 exons. Bases 1671 to 2513 code for a protein of 280 amino acids. The record is from RefSeq and is a predicted model, not a curated record.
ACACAAACUUUUGUUCUUUAUGGCUAAUUUAUUUUUUAACUCCUAGCUACUUUUAACUCUUGGCUAGUUUUUAUUUCGUCUAUUGCUAAACAUUAGAAUUUACUGGUUAUAUUGUAUUGUUUUUUGUUUGUUUGUUGCCCAUGUUCUGGCUUUGAUACACGUCAAAUGCAAAACCUAAACGAUAUCGUCCUCUGUAACCACACGAGGGCGGUAAAGUGCCACAGAAAGUGUUUCAUUGCGGUAGUCGUCGUUGUAUUUAAGGUAAUACCAGUUAAAACAGUGUACAUACAGGAAUUAUAUGUUACAGAUAUGGGUUAAUAUUCUAGUUUCUGGUGGAUGUCGAAACUACCAGGAAACCUUUCCCACACAACACCUGUUGGCAGCCGAAAAAGGUUUGACUUAACUGAAAAGUAGAAGUGGUGAGAAAAGAGUGAGACACUGGAUGUUGUCACACUGUCUGGGACGACGAUGGAAGCAGAAGACCAGGUCUACACCAACAUAAAAUCAAUCAAAUCCAAAGCUCAUGUAGGAGCGUCAACAAAACCCAAUGGUAAAAAAAGACCUUUUUAUAAAUGUCUGCUUUCGUACUGUUUUUUUGAAAUAUCUCUUUUGACUGUUGACUGAUUCCUCUGUCCAGGCCGGCGACGCACUGACAAGAGAGGUUAUGAAGUUGCUAUUAUCACUCUGGGCCUCCUCUCCGUUUUCCUGCUGGCUGGUCUCAUUGUCCUCAGGGUCCAAUACAGCGACUCCAAGCAGCAUUUGGCAGCAGUUACAGCAAACAUGAGCCAGUGUCUUCAGUCUGUAGGAAGAAUGGAUUUGGCCAGAAUACAGCUGACUGCUCAAAUCAAUGAAGUGUCUCAAAAGCUGGACAUCGAACGUCAAAGUUGUAAAAGAAACCUUUUUGGAAGAAGGACGUAUAAGUAAAUGGUUGCCAGAGUGGACUGAGGAUCUUUCUAUUCUUCAGAAAACUAUGAUAAAGAGGAAGUUGGUUACUUUUUAUAUUUGCAGGUUGUUUUGUGCAUUUUCAGGAAGUCUAUCAUUCUGCUUUUGAAGUCCAGUGUAAAUGAGUCACACUUGUGACUUUAGUUUUGCAUUUUCUGGUUUCUGAGAUAUAUUCAUUUCUGUCAUUCUUGUUAGCUUUUUCUUCCACUCAAAGUGAUACUUUAGAGACAGUAUAAAUUAAAAAAAACCCAACAUAAAGUAUAUCCAAGGUUAUUAAACAGAACCUUAAAAUACAAUAUAUAUUUUCAUUAUCCUUCUGUUGUCAUCAAUAUAAUGCUGCUUCUUCAAGUUCUAUGCGUGAAAGGAUAAAUGAAAACAGGAAGUGAAUCACUUCUGCAUCUUGUUGCAAACCAUGUAUAUUUAUAUACAUACCACAUAACACCUGACCAAUCAGACUUAACCUAACAUUUUGAGUGCAUUGGAAAGUGGAGGUAGAAAAAUAAAUAUCCACUCUACCUCACAUCCACGGUGUUUUAACUAUACCAUAAUUUAGCAAAAGAUACUAAAGCAAUACAAAUUAGGUGCUCCUAGUCAGAUGUGCUUGUACUUCAGGUAUUACGGUAAAAGGUAUUCUCAUAUCAGUACAUUUUUAUUUUUACAACCAUUUUUAAAAAUAAAACUAUGCAAUUAAGCCGACAUAUUAUUAUACAAUAAAAACCGAAACAUUUAUGUGUGAUGUUUUCUGCGUGCACCCGCAAACACUCACUUCCGCAAAGUUCGAUAAGAAAAGAAAUCCAAAGUUAACUUCACAUUCAUCUGAGCUGACGAUGGAAGAAGACCCCGUCUACGGCAAUGUCGAAAUCUUCAGAAAAGUUUACGUAGAACCUCGAAAAGAGAAAAAAGGUCUUGGAAGCUCUGACCGGAGAACUGUUGGAGUGGCUGUUGUCUCACUGGGUGUCCUCUGUGUUCUCUUGCUGGUUGGACUCGUCUACCUCGGUGUCCACCAUAAGUCCACAGUGGAUGACCUGACAGAACAUCUCCAGACCUGUGAGAACACGUCCUCAUCUCUGAGUGUACAGAGGGACCUGGAGAACCAAGAGCUGCAGAGGCUUCGGAGUCAAUUCACCGGAAUGAUGUUCUGCCCGGCCGGAUGGUUGAUGUUUGAUUCUUCUUGCUAUGAGUUUUCCAAUUGGACCCGUUCGUGGGAUGAUAGUAGGAUAGAAUGCCGUAAGAGUGGAGCAGACCUGGUAAUUAUAAACAGCCCUAAAGAACAGGAAUUCCUCUACAAAAUGUUCAAACACAACUCUUGGAUGGGUUUAUCAGACAGAGACAGUGAGAGAAACUGGAAAUGGGUUGAUGGAAGCCCUGUCUCUGUGAAGUAUUGGCGGGACAACCAGCCAGAUAAUGGCGGUGGAAACUCAAAAUAUGGUGAAGAAGACUGUGGAGCUUUCGAGAAAGUCAUUGUGGUCAGCUGCCAAGUUACCACUAAGGUGCCCCACACACUGCUCCACGGGCAGCUUAAAGCUGCACUCUGUUCACUUUGUUGGUGGGUGAUUAGUGUGCAGUGGUGAGCUUCCAUUUCCUUUCCUUCCUUAGAUCAGUUAACACUGACUUUUGUAAGUGGGUAGAACAAAGAGAAAGAGACCAAAUGUAGAAAUAAAUUGGUCUUCAAUGGCCCCCUCUAGUGCUCACAGGUAGCUGGGCUCGUAUCAUUCCGGUGUCUUAGCAGGCACGUUUAUUUGAACUGCACAAACCAGCACUGUGGCAGCACAAAUGAUACAGCCUAAUUUGGAGUGAUUUGGACGUUAAGGGGCACAGGUGACGUCACAUGUCAGAACUUUUUUUUUUUAAUUACUCCAAAGCCUUAAUAGCACAAACGAAAUUUUCUACGGCACAAACGAACAACAUCGCUAUUUCAAUAUUUUAGAAGAUGGGGGGGGGACAGCUUUACAAAGGUGACAAAGGUGGUGGUUGGAUUAACGUGCCACGUCAUGUAGUAAAUAUUAAAGAAUCAGCAGUUUAUCACAUCGUGUGAUUUUCACCAAAGAUCAACCUUCACCUGCUUCUAUGUUUUUCACUGUAUAACUGAUGUAAGAAUCAUCGUUUCCUCAGAAGGUCAACUUUACCUGGAGUCAGCAAUGAGUGUACUUUGAAGCUAGGCUGCGACAGUCUGACUAACAUCAUUCUCAGUGAAAAUGUGGACGACUGCAGACUGAUUAAUAUUGGUGUUUCGACGGCAACUCACGAAGCGUUCUACACACGGCUGUCAAGAUUCACAGUCAUGAUGGAAAUUCAACGAAUUUGGACUUAUAGAUUUGCAUUUUUCUUCAUAUUUUUUCCAUAUUUUUAAUUCCAUCAUUUGGAUUUGUCACAAAUGAAACAGAUGUGAAUCCC